Molecule: messenger RNA, 2316 nt
Organism: Rhopilema esculentum
Lineage: Eukaryota; Metazoa; Cnidaria; Scyphozoa; Rhizostomeae; Rhizostomatidae
Product: vesicular inhibitory amino acid transporter
Biological process (GO): amino acid transmembrane transport
Cellular component (GO): vacuolar membrane
Molecular function (GO): L-amino acid transmembrane transporter activity
Source: RefSeq, a predicted model, not a curated record
CGCAACAGUAAGAACGUGAACUUGCACACACAAUGGAAAAUUUUCGAAGGAUAGGAACGUAAGAGUUUUAUCCGUGGAUCAGAGAGCAUGACAAUUUUAGCUCAUUUCACGACAGUGAAACUACUGGAAAGAUGUUUAUAAACUACAAAUGAUAAUGGAAGAAGGAAAAAAAACAAGCUAUGCUAAAUUGUUUACCAUAGGCGCUAAUGAAGCUGAUGUUCCCAGUGUUGCAUCAUCAUCAUACGAAACUGCGCCACUGUUGAAGUCGGUUUCGAUGUCAGAGAACAGCGAAGCUACGAGUAUUUACUACGAAGCAAUCAACUCCUUGAAUGGCAGCGAUAGUAUUAGCCAGUCGAAUGCCUCAAUGCAAGAAAGCCACGAUGCGGAAGACAUCAAAGCAUCGCUCCAUCUGCCAUCAACCAGACUGUCUUCCUAUUCAUCGUUACGAAGUUCUUACGACUACUUCAGGCGAAACAGGUCAAGGUAUUCGUUAAGCAGGUCUUUCGUGCCUUCCUUGCGAGUGAUCGAUGAGCAAGGAGUCUCGACUAGUUUGACUAUAGCUAAUCUAUUACCCUUUCUGCUUGGAAGUGCUACGUUUGCAUUGCCGUAUUCAGUAGCACUUGGAGGUUAUGCAACAAUACCAGCAUUCGUAGUAAUUACGAUUCUCGCAGAUAUAACAGGCCUCCUUCUUGUUGAUGCUCUUUACGAUGAUUUUGGAUCAAGAAUUCCGAAAAAACGAGCGCGUAUGGACUAUGUCGAACUUGCAAGGGUUGUGGCAGGUAAACUUGGCGCAAGAGCAAUCAAUUUUACUCUGAUAUUCUAUCUCUACGCCAUGAAUACAGUGAAUCUAGUACUAAUAGGCCGAAGUUUUUACGUCAUUUUGAAUAAUACGACGCCAUUUAGUCUUGUUGCAACGACGGCCAUGUUCUCACUACUUGUGAUACCGCCACUUUUCAUUAAGAGUUUAUCAAAACUUGCUUACCUCAGCAUGAUGUCAACAAUUUGCAUUAUUACAGGAGGGAUUGCGUCACAAGUAGUAUUCAUUAAACACAGAGAGGACUGGGCCAAAAACAUAAACAUCAUCCCGAUGUUUGAUGGAAACGGCUUUGCCUAUGCGAUGAGUGUUUGGUUUUUCAUGCUUAUUUGCCAUUCAGUGGCCCCGCAAAUUGAGAACAGUAUGAAAAAGCCACAGAAAUUCCCACUUGUCUUGCACAUAUCACACUGCUUUUCUGCAUUGAUCAAGAUCUAUUUUGGCAUCAGCGGCGCACUGACAUUUGGUAAAGAAACUAGGCCACUCGUUUCAAUGAAUAUCGAGAAAUUAUCAGCGCCUGCAAGCAUCGUAACAAACGCUGCUCUAGCAGGCUACGCUGUUACGUCAUUCCCCAUAAAUUUUUAUGUGGUCUGCGAGACUUUCGAUUUAUUAGUUCUCAAGAAUCGCCAUCCAAAGCUGAAGAAAGGUGGGAAAUACUACAACAUAUGGGUUUUACUAACAAGACCAAUAUUAGUUGGGGUGGGCCUCGGCGUUGCUGUUGUGAUACCAUACUUCGGGCUGCUUGUUGGCAUCCUCGGUAGCUUACUGGCGAUUUUUCUGGUAUUCAUAUUUCCUUGCUGGUUUCACCUGAACAUUAAAGGGCACCUGCUUCCACUUUGGAAGAAACUGGCAGAGUCACUCGUCAUGGUACUUGGGGUAGCUGUUGGCCUCGCGGGACUUUAUGCAUCAGUACGAGGCUUGAUUUUUGCCAUGAAAGACGGCCAAACUGUUUGAUUCAAUUUGUUAAUAGUUAUCGAGGGUGAUAAACUGACUACAUCGUUAGAAAAAGUGACUUCGGUUGCACAUGAUACAUAAUCGUGCAUUAUAAAAUAGCAAAAAACGAAUCAUAAUCGGAGAAUUUUUGUAUGAACAUAAAUAUAGGUAUCAGUAAAUUGGAAUUCUGUUAAAUUUUUUCAAAUGCAGCAUGAAAAUUUUGACUGUGAUUUGCAUGAAAUAAAUUUAGCUUUAUAUUCAUCUGCAUUCAAAUUUUUAAAUCCUAUUAAUGAACAUAAAUUAAGUUUAAGCCUUCGGAAACCCGCAUUGGUGAGAAAUAAGCAAUCGGAGCCUGAAAAUAAUUUCGAAUAUUUUUAAGCGUUUCGAUCAUAAAAACUUGCUUAUCUAAUGGUUGCUGAUUUAAAAAAUGGCUCUUGUUACUUAGGUAAAUGUUACUAUUUUGGAUUGGUAAGAAAACAUCGAAGAUUUUUUAGGGAUUUUACAGUAUUCUUUAUACCGAGGAAUAAUAGCUAUCAUUAUACCGAGGAAAGAUACAGACUGCUUGAAAUGAG